This is a messenger RNA of Conger conger (European conger), 2135 nucleotides long. RefSeq names its product N-alpha-acetyltransferase 40, NatD catalytic subunit (gene naa40). Bases 403 to 1119 code for a protein of 238 amino acids. Gene Ontology annotation, molecular function: histone H4 acetyltransferase activity; histone H2A acetyltransferase activity; protein N-terminal-serine acetyltransferase activity. Gene Ontology annotation, cellular component: nucleus. Lineage: Eukaryota; Metazoa; Chordata; Actinopteri; Anguilliformes; Congridae. The transcript is spliced from 8 exons. The record is from RefSeq and is a predicted model, not a curated record.
UUCCAGGGACUAGAGAGGAACUGUUUGACGCGCUAAUGUAUUGGACUCGGACUGAGCAAUAGCUAGAAGAAAGAGAGAGGGAAGAGGAGAGAGAAAGGGGAGAGAAAGCUAGGUCCUAGUUGAACAUAGAGACGUAGCUAGCUAAUUUUGGGACCCACACUUGGCGCCAAUCUGGCUGAAAAUGAAAGGUGUCUAGUGUAUGGAUUGUAAAUUACAAUCUAGCUAACUAUUUGCAGUUAAUUACUCACUGGCUAGCUAAGUUAGCUGUUUUUAUUUCUACUAGCCCCCUUCACAUUGAACAUACGUAGCUAGCGAUUAUAACGUUACCUUGCAAAGUGCAGUGGAGCUAACUAGCUAGCUGGUUAGCAGAUCUCUUGAAGGUGGUCGUUUAAAUACAACAAUAUGGGGCGGAAGUCAAACCGGGCGAAGGAGAAGAAACAGAAGAGGCUGGAGGAGCGAGCCGCCAUGGAUGCGGUGUGCGCCCGCGUGGAGGCCGCCAACAAGCUUGAGGACCCUCUGGCAGCGUUCCCCGUGUUCAAAAAGUAUGACCGCAAUGGGUUGAACCUGCAGAUUGAGUGUAAACGGGUCUCGGCUCUGAAUUCCAACACGGUGGACUGGGCUUAUGAACUGACCAAAACCAACAUGCAGACUCUCUAUGAGCAGAGUGAGUGGGGCUGGAAGGAGAGGGAGAAGAAGGAGGAGAUGAUGGACGAGAGGGCCUGGUAUCUCCUGGUGCGUGACGCUGACUCCGCCCCCCUUGCGUUCUCUCACUUCCGAUUCGAUGUGGAGUGUGGGGAGGAGGUGUUGUACUGUUACGAAGUGCAGCUGGAGAGCAAAGUGAGGCGGAAAGGCCUGGGCAAGUUUCUCAUCCAGAUUCUCCAACUCAUUGCCAACAGCAUGCAGAUGAAGAAGGUCAUGCUGACAGUAUUCAAACACAAUCAUGGUGCUUACCAGUUCUUCAGAGAAGCCUUGCAGUUCGAAAUAGACGAAAACUCGCCCAGCAUGUCCGGUUGCUGCGGGGACGACUGCUCCUACGAGAUUCUGAGCCGGCGGACGAAAUUCGGGGAGUCUGGGGGCCACGGGCACGGUGGGGGACAUUGUGGGGGCUGCUGCCACUGAGGCAGGGAGGACGGGUCUCAGUGAAACACCGCCGGGCCCUCGACCACCACCCUCAUCGACCCUUAUCCCGACACGGUCCUUGGAAAUAUUCAGCCCCCUUACCUCCUUAUCCCCCUUAUUCCUGCUGUUAACACGUGUCCUUGAUUCUGGUGCCUCCAGCCCAACCGCUUAGAAUUGCAUACAGUCCCUCCAGUGUGUCGAUAUCGUUUUUUUCUUACCGGGUUUCGUAUGAAAGGGAUAGCAAUAAGGCUCCUGUUGCAUAUCAGACUUCCCCCCCCCCCCCCCCUCCCCCCUGCUACUUACAAGACCACCUUGUGUAAAUAUUGGGCUCAGAAUACAGCCCAAAGGAUUUUAAGUACCUUUUUUCUUACUCGGAAUUUGUAAAAAUUCUUUACAGUAUGACUGCAUCUGGAGAUUCAUUAAGCCGAAGCUAUGGGAGGUUUAUUGCUAUUUUUGUUAACCGCUCCUUCAAGGCUACGCGCAAGGGUCGGCUGAUUAUUAUGUGGAAAUAUUUAUAAGGAUAUCUUGGUGUACAAUUUUUUGCGUUAUUUACAACUUGACCUCAACCAUGGUCCGUUGCCUCAGGUUAUCAAACAACAAAACAUUUUCUGUUGGAGACGAGAGAGCAGUGUGCAACUGUGGUGGGGUUGAGUUUGACGGGGUUGGAGGACAGGAGAACUGGUAUUAAGAGGGGUUAACGUUUAAAUAGAAAUCCUUAGUUUCAAAUCUUUUAAUAUUUUAUUUUUUAUUCUUACCAUGCCUUUGUCAUAACAGGUCAAAAUUCUGUCCCACGUCCCUCUUCAUAUUUUAUAUCUAUCAAGUUUUUUGGUUGGUCCUCAUGUAUAUAAUCUGUUUUCCUGUUCACGUGAUUUGCUUUUGCAGGCGAGACUUACGGAAAAUACAUAAUAAAAAGCUUGAGUUCACAAGAAUCUUGCUCUGAGGAAGGGAACCAGUGACAUUUCUGCCUUGUCUGUGUUCUGUUUGUAUGCCCUGAAAUAAACUUGUUCAACUUCUAA